Messenger RNA from Prunus armeniaca (apricot), 648 nucleotides. NCBI's taxonomy places the organism in Eukaryota, Viridiplantae, Streptophyta, Magnoliopsida, Rosales, Rosaceae. The record is from the annotation of a GenBank genome assembly.
AUGGGAAGCGAUUCCCAAACCUGUAACCGGACCUUAGGAUAUCCUAUUGGACGUACUUCGGUCGAUCAUUCGCAGCAAGCAGGACCCUCUCGGGGCCGGGCAGCGUGGGAUUACCUAGUACGAGGAGUUGUUGUUGUGAGAUUGUGGAAAGAUAUGAGUUUGAGGGAUGGUUGUGAGAUGUAUGAGUAUGUUAGUGCCGGUGGGGUGAUGAUACUGUCUGCGCGCGUAGGACUUGAUAUGAGAUUUGUGAGCUACACGUGUCGUUGGCAGUGCCGGCGUGUGAGCUUUGGAGUUCUGUCCCCCGGUUGGACUACUCAUCCCUGGACGCGGGUUCAUGUUCGAAAAUCCUGCGUACCAGCCAACAAUCCCCCGGUUGGAUUGUCUUCCCCGGCAGUAGUGGCUUUUGGAAGCGCUCAAGCAAGUUGCGAGCUCCAAACAUUUCCAUCUGUAGAUAGGAUUCGUGGGAGACUCUGCCAAAAUUUUGGUAGGAUGUCUUGGGUUUUUAGUAAGUGGGCCCGGCAUCGGUAUGAUGUCGGCACCAAAACGGGGUCCGCCCCGGUUUCGGGGGAAAUUCCGGGGCGGGUCCUGUCAACAGCUACUGGUUCCAGCCACAACCACGACAACCAAGAUUGCCAUGGCCGCAAUUAA